Thamnophis sirtalis is the source of this 2866-nucleotide messenger RNA. RefSeq names its product KLF transcription factor 15 (gene KLF15). Gene Ontology annotation, biological process: regulation of transcription by RNA polymerase II. The record is from RefSeq and is a predicted model, not a curated record. Gene Ontology annotation, molecular function: RNA polymerase II cis-regulatory region sequence-specific DNA binding; DNA-binding transcription factor activity, RNA polymerase II-specific. Lineage: Eukaryota; Metazoa; Chordata; Lepidosauria; Squamata; Natricidae.
GGACACAUCACCCUCUGGAUUGCUUGGUCGCAGUCGGAACUCCCUUCGCCUGUUGGCGACUGCCAGGGACGACGUUUGCCAUCCUGUCAAUCUUCUUGGGGAAAACGUUGGCUGCUUUUUUUUUUAAUAGCUGCAUUUUUUUCCUCAUCCCCCCCUUCUCCCUUUAAAUGCCAGGAGGAGUGGCUGCCGGUCGGGGUCUUUUUCCUCCUUUGCUUUGGGGGUAAUUUAAAGUUUGGCGGGGUGUUUCUCCCCCCCACACCCACUUUCCAGACUCGCCCGCAUUCCGGGGGUCGAGAACCAGAGAAAGUUCAGGUUUCCACUCGUUUGGUACAUGCUGGUAGGAUACGCGUAAAGAGAUCAUCCAGGAAUGGUGGAUCACUUGCUUCCUGUGGAUGCAUCUUUCUCAUCCACCAGGCCCUCAAUUGGAUACUUUGGGGACAUGACAGCUAUUGGGAGGUCAUACCAAAUGCUGCCUUCCCCAGUGUCUGAAGAUGACAGUGAUUCCUCAAGUUUUUGUUCUUGUUCGAGCCCAGAUUCCCAGGUUCUAAGCUCCAGCUAUGGGAGUUCAUCAAGUGCUGAGAAUCAGGACAGCAUCCUGGACUACUUGUUGUCCCAGGCAUCUCUGGGGAAUGGCCAUGCUUCUUGGUGGGAUAAAAGGAGACUUCAACCCAUUGUGAAGGAGGAGAAUUUUAGAAUUCCAGAGUUCACAGUGGAGAUGGAAGAUUCCGGACCAUUCCAGCCUACCCUUGAGGAAAUAGAGGAGUUUUUGGAAGAAAACAUGGAGAUGGAUCUCAAAGAAGGACCUAAGAGUGAGACCAAAGACAUGAGAGCUUGCAGCCAAAUCACUGUAACUUCCAUACAGCAAAAAGACCAGAUGGUACCAAGUAUUACUUUAAAAGACAAUAAAAAUGAACAAUCAAAUGGUGCAAUGGAAGGCAGCCAUACAUCUAACGGAGCAGUGUCCCUUGAUGGAGGUAUACCAGUCAUGCUCCAGAUCCAGCCAGUUCAAGUUAAGCAACCGUCAGAUGUGAGCCCUAGUUCACAAGGAUCAGUGCAAGAAAACAUUAAAAUUGCACAGCUCUUGGUCAACAUCCAAGGGCAAACUUUUGCACUGGUGCCACAACUUGUCCAAUCAUCCAAUUUGAACUCAUCUUCCAAAUUUGUCCGCAUAGCUCCAGUUCCGAUAGCUGCAAAACCUAUUGGUCCAGGAGGUACAAUCCAGGGUCAAACUGGAGUCAUCAUGGGUCAAAAGUUUCAAAAGAAUCCUGCAGCAGAACUCAUUAAAAUGCACAAAUGUACUUUUCCUGGAUGUACCAAGAUGUACACUAAAAGCAGCCAUUUGAAAGCCCAUCUAAGAAGGCACACAGGGGAAAAACCCUUUGCAUGUACUUGGCCUGGCUGUGGAUGGAGGUUCUCACGAUCAGAUGAACUUUCUCGACAUCGACGUUCCCACUCGGGAGUGAAACCAUAUCAGUGCCCUGUGUGUGAGAAGAAGUUUGCACGGAGUGACCAUCUGUCCAAGCACGUCAAAGUCCAUCGAUUUCCGCGAAGCAGCCGUUCAGUGCGCUCAGUCAAUUGAUGUGUCCGGUCCGGUCCUUCCCAUCAUGCCUCUAAGAACUGCCACAAGCAGCAUUUGUUCCUUUCUUGUGAUAAUUUAUUUCUCUCCAUGUAACCGCUGCCAUUAGGACAUCACAUGUGCCUUCCUCACCCCCAUCAUUCACCAACUUUGCUAUUUUUUUUCUAAUUCUUUGUGUUGCUGCCGCUGCCACUUUUUUUUUGAAAAUUACAGCAUUUCAUUUUCAGUCAAUUGAGCUCCAACAUCAUGAUAAUAUAUGGACAACUUGCUGCUAGUUAAUUACAGUUCUGGCAUUCCUGAGCGCUUUUGCUCAUGUACAGGGCUAUUCAUCAUGAGGUUGUUUUAAAAAUGCAUAAUUCAUAUUAUUAAGUUGGCCUAUUUGUCCGCUUUGGAAAGAGCAAUGUCCUUUUGAAAUGGAAAAGAAAUCCGCUUCAUUUUCAUGAGUUCGUUUUUGUUGAUGCAAUGACUUGGUGUUGGGCUCACUAGUUAGACCUCCAUUGGUGCUCUCAAAGGAGACUGAACAGAAGAAACAUGUCAGCAAUAUGUGUAUGUGUGUGACUGAGUGUGUCUGUGUAUAGAAAGAAGGGAUUGCCAACAGGAGGAUCUUUGAUUAGACUAAGCAAUAAACCAGUGUAUGAAAUGAUCAUUCUAGUCUGAAUAAACCCUAGAUUUUUCCAGAUUGAGUGCACACCGUAUCUGAGCCUAUCAGUUGCUGCCAUUUGCAGACUUACCAGCUCUCUCUUUUGAGAAGAUGCUUCAUUGGAUCUGGCAGACUCCACUCUCCCUUGUUCUUAGCCCCAUGUAAAGAUUAGUAUGUUUGAAAAUGCCUGUUACAGUAUAUCUCACGUGGCUGGAGGAGAUAAAUAAAUUAGGAUAAGGCAUCCGUGCCUUUUCACCCAAUCACCUCUGUUUCCAAAAUAUAAUAACCUUUAGUCAUUCAGCCCAGAGAUAUGGCUUUACAUGGGUUGCCCCACAAUUUAGGCACAAGCCUUCUUUAGGUUGUAUAAAAACUAUGGUAAAUUUCAGAGAAGUAUCCUGUUGCCCAGGAUACUCCAUUUUGCACUGUUCAGAUUCAUAACCUCUGGAUUGGAUACACAGAAGGGGCUAAAAUUGGUUCUUCUCAACUUGGACAAGUGGAUAAGUGGAUUUGUCUUGCAGAAUUCCCCAAACAUCACAGUCAAGUUGGAGAAAACCAAGCUAAAGCAAUUCUCUCACAUGUACUAACUAGAAUCUGAUAACAUUCUAAACAAUUAAGCUUGCAUAAUUAAAGACUGAUACCAAAGAUGGAUA